GCCCUCACACGCGCUCCCAGCUUGCCGCGGCGCCUGCGCAGUGGCAGUGAGUGGGCCUUGAGGUCGCGUCUUGCCGGGGUCUCCGCGGUCCCCAGCGCUCGCCCGCGCGGUCCUGCUACGGUCUUCCCGCUGCCCGCGCCAUGGGCUUCAGCUCCGACUCCGCUGUGCGAGUUGAGUGGAUCGCAGCCGUCACAUUUGCUGCUGGCACAGCUGCUCUCGGUUACCUGGCUUACAAAAAGUUCUACGUUAAAGAGAAUCGCACCAAAGCUAUGGUGAACCUCCAGAUCCAGAAAGACAACCCAAAGGUGGUGCAUGCCUUUGACAUGGAGGACCUAGGAGAUAAGGCUGUGUACUGUCGCUGCUGGAGGUCCAAAAAGUUCCCGUUCUGUGACGGGGCCCACAUAAAGCACAACGAAGAGACUGGAGACAACGUGGGGCCUCUGAUCAUCAAGAAAAAAGAAACUUAAUGGACAGUUGCCUUGCUGCACCCCAGCGUGUUGUGAUGUCACCUGAUCGUUUAAGUAGAAUGGCACCCACUCUGUCUGAUUGGCCUCCCCGGGCUCUAGAUGUGGUUGGUACCUUGCAAAUCGCAGCUUUCAUAUUCAUGGCGUCAGCCUUGCUAUUGACACACCGUGGUGCACAUUUGUUGAAAGAAGAAGAAAAGGCUAAGCCGACCUCAUGGUAUAUGGGUUCUUUUGGUCUUGUAAGGAUCCGUUCCUUUAAAAUAAUGGUCUUAGAAUAUAGUUGUAUCUGAGGUUAACGUAUUAAAUUAUUCUCAAAAUCA
Molecule: messenger RNA, 784 nt
Organism: Acomys russatus (golden spiny mouse)
Lineage: Eukaryota; Metazoa; Chordata; Mammalia; Rodentia; Muridae
Gene: Cisd1
Product: CDGSH iron sulfur domain 1
Exons: 3
Coding region: 141-467 (108 amino acids)
Biological process (GO): regulation of autophagy
Cellular component (GO): mitochondrial outer membrane; intracellular membrane-bounded organelle
Molecular function (GO): 2 iron, 2 sulfur cluster binding
Source: RefSeq, a predicted model, not a curated record